GCGUUAGCAUCGCCAAGUCACAUUCAGCUUUCUCGACCCCGAACACCACGUCGCAGAUAUGGUUUCGAAACGAGACCUCGACGAUGUCGACGAUGGCGAAAUUCCCGAACCUGAGUUAAAGCGACCAAAGAAGCACAAUGCCAAGUCGCGACAGCAUCAAAACUCCGGAAUCGAUCCCACCUGGGGUCAGAAAUACGUCUUCUCGGGCAAGGAAAACGCCACAACGAUUCCCGCCGGCGAAGAGGACGACUUUGAAGACGACGCAGAUGCCAUGGCAUACUUGAACUCCGUGAGACAAGAAGCCACCGGAAUCCCCCAUUUGCUUGUUGCGCCCAAGGUCCAGAUUGGGCCGCAGCUGCCUGCUGAUUUCGAGAGAGACGAGACGCACCCCGACGGCGAAGAAGACAUCGAUCGGACCAUCUACGACGAUGGUGUUGGAGAUACGAGAGGGUACUAUGAGGAUGGCGCAUAUACUGCAGUUCCGGAUUCUUGGGGCGGGGAUCAUAAAUACGAAGAAGGAGAAACUCCAGAAGAAGGGGAGGAGGAGUUUGACGAGGAGAGAGCGUUACACGAGGCGUACUUCGCAUCCGUCCUAGACCAAUACCUCCACCUCCGAACCAUCCUCAACUCAAAACCUCCUCCAAACGCCCUCUCCCGCCUUUCUUCAUCCCAGCCCACAUCCGCCGCCGGCUUCGGCCGCCAAUCCUCCCCGAUCGCUCUCUGGGCCCGCCUCAUCCGCACCACCGACCCGCACCCGCUCCAAGUCGCCCUCAUGUCCAAGGACACCAUCCUGCACAUCCUGCGCGUCCUGCUGGGCGGCAAGUUCCUCCGCCGCGGCUACACACUCCCCGAGCGCACGAGCCGCUGGCUCUGGGCGCUCCUCGCCCGGCUGCCGGACAAGGGCGAACUGAACCACACCGAGAUUGGCUGGGUGCGCGACCUUGGGCGCAGAGCUGUGCUGCUGGGGAGGAGUCUUGCGGAGAUGGCGGCGUUGAGGGACGAGUUGGCUGAAGGGGGCUUGGGCGCCCAUGAAACUGUGGAUAGAAGCAGCAGUGACGAGGAGAUACUUCUGGACACGGAAGAGUUGGAAGUCGAAGGCGCAAACACCCCUGGCGACGACGAGGACACGGAGGAGCCCUCACCACCAACCUCUAAAGUCGCCGAGCCAGCACCCAAAGACGACACUGAAGAAGGUGAGAUAGACGACGACGAACCUGAGGACGUCGCCAUGGACCUAGGAUCAGACUCAGAGGCCGAGGACGGCGAAGUUGCCUCCCAACCCGAGGGAAACCUCGAGGAUGCAAAGGCCCGUCUCCUAGCCCAGCUCAACAACGCCCCCUCCGACAGCGAGGCGCGCGAGGAAGAAGAGCAGGAAGCCGCUCGGGAGCGAUCCCGGGCGAAUCUGCGGGCGACGUUGAAUAUGAUUUUGACGGUUGCGGGCGAGUUCUACGGGCAGCGAGAUCUGCUCGAGUUUCGCGAGCCGUUCGUGGGUAUGUAAGUGUAUGUAAGAGUGGCAAAACACGGAGUCAACAAGUUGAACAUC
Molecule: messenger RNA, 1543 nt
Organism: Ilyonectria robusta
Lineage: Eukaryota; Fungi; Ascomycota; Sordariomycetes; Hypocreales; Nectriaceae
Exons: 2
Coding region: 59-1498 (479 amino acids)
Biological process (GO): spliceosomal snRNP assembly
Cellular component (GO): SMN complex; nucleus
Source: RefSeq, a predicted model, not a curated record